CGGCCAGCUCCUGCCUUCCACCCUUCUCCCGGUGCCCUGCCGACCCUCGCUGGGUUUGUCCCGUUCCCGGGACAGGGGCCAGCGGACCGCGGGGGAGAAGGUGGGUGCUGCAGCCCCCCCCCCCGCGGGCUGCGCUGCAGGGGUGUCCCCGAGGAGGCGGAUGCUUGCGGGGCUGGUGAGUCACGGUGCCCCGGGGCCAGCCCGGGGCUCUGCGGGGCCCCCUCCCGGAGCGGCUCCCGCCCCCGCCGGGGCGCACGGUCUGGCGCUGCUGCCCGCUGAAGAAGGCGCCCAGGACUGACGGAGCGCUCUAGGUCCCGGGCCACAGGCCGGUGCUGUGCAUUGGUGGAGACUAGCCCUUGGGAUCGCCGCAGCCCCGAACCGGCCUUCGCUCCCCCCGCCCCUAGGAGUCCUUCUUGCCCAACUUUAUCAAAUACAUGUGGGGCUGGUAAACUCAAGACCUUCAUCUCCAGCUAUACACAGGCAUCUAACCAAUGAUCUUCUAUGCAAAGAGCGCCGCAGGCUCAGAGAGCUGCAUCGUGACUUUUCCAUCAUGUCAGAACCUAUAACGCUCAACGUUGGAGGAAAACUGUACACCACUUCCCUGUCUACCCUGACUAGUUUUCCAGACUCCAUGCUGGGCGCCAUGUUCAGUGGAAAGAUGCCAACCAAGAGGGAUAGCCAAGGCAACUGCUUCAUUGACAGAGAUGGCAAAGUAUUCCGCUACAUCCUGAACUUCUUGAGAACUUCCCACCUGGACCUCCCUGAGGACUUCCAGGAAAUGGGCUUGCUGCGACGGGAGGCAGAUUUUUAUCAGGUCCAGCCGCUGAUUGAAGCAUUGCAAGAGAAGGAGGUGGAGCUCUCCAAAGCUGAGAAGAACGCCAUGCUCAACAUCACCUUGGAUCAGAGGACACAGACAGUUCACUUCACUGUUCGGGAAGCGCCCCAGAUCUACAGCCUGUCUUCCUCCAACAUGGAAGUAUUUAGUGCCCACAUAUUCAGCACAUCAUCUCUGUUCUUGAAGCUCCUGGGUUCCAGACUUUACUAUUGCUUCAAUGGCAACCUGUCUUCAAUAUCCAGCUACCUGCAGGACCCCAACCACUUGACCUUGGAUUGGGUCGCGACUGUGGAAGGCCUGCCAGAAGAGGAGUACACUAGACAGAAUUUAAAGAGACUUUGGGUGGUGCCAGCUAAUAAGCAAAUUAAUAGCUUCCAGGUGUGGCCCGCCGCAGGUACCAGUGGCCGCGAUUUGCCAUUCCCAGCCAAUGGGAGCUGCGGGAAGCGGCAGGCCACUGGGAUGUGUCUUUCUGAACAAGGUUGUCACACUCAAGCACUGACUACACUGGCAAACCUCUGGAUAUCACCUAUCAGCUGUCAUCUGUAAUGAGACAGAGGAAGAAUACAGUGGUCUGUAAGGUAUCCAAUAACUAGCAUCCAUACCUGCAUUUUUACUGUCUCCAGAAGCUUUUAAAUCAGGUCUGAGUUUCUACAAAAUUUAGCCUUAUCCUAGUCCUUGCUUCCUAAAGUAGUAUUGUGCAGUACUGAACCAGUUUAUAUGUAACCAUUGCAUAGGCGUUGUAUUUUGUUACUGUUGUUAAAAUGUAUAAGACCUGUGCAACUUUACCACCCCAAGCUGCAAUGGCUGUAGAUGGUAGAAACCUAGAUACUGCAGCAAGUGGUGUUACACAUCAAGCCACCAACACCCCUCCCUCUGAAUCAAUGCUGUACCAAUGCAUCUGUGUGAUAGGGGAGGCACCAUGCUGUUGGAGAUGCUGCCUUUUUGGAUGAAAUGUAAAAUUGAAGUCCUGACCCUUUAUAGCCAUUAAAAAUCAUCUGGAAACUUUCAUAAGAUUGAGGAUUUUAAUCCUGAUCUCCUGGCCAAGGUCCAACAUGAAAAAUUAUGUUCUUCCCAUUUAAAAUCCCUUUGCCGUUUCAAAUGGAUCAAGUAGCAUUCUUCCCUCCCUGUCCGAAACUGCUGUGCGGUGUUAAACAACUGCCAUAUUCCACACCAGAGGUAGCUGCAUGUCAGUGGUGAAGCAAAGUGAUUCCUGUGAGAAUCUAGCUUCUACAAAGAGUUUUUAGUUAAAUUGGAUGCUAACGUGUUAUACAGUACUAAUCAUUUUACAUCCUCUGAAUAGUCUGACCUGCAAGAUCUCAGAAGCAGCCUGCUCUAACCAAAUCUGUGCCAUAAAGCAAAUAAAAUUCCCUUGGAAGUAGUGCUCAUAGAGUUUCUGAGGAGGUUUUUAUCCUAUCCUCUAACCACAGAAUUUCAAUUAUACCUGCUAUGCAGACACCAUUUUCAUAUGUCAGGAGAAAAGGAAUAUUAAUCUGUAGUAAUUUAUUUUUCUGUACAUUUUUAGUUCAACAAGCCUUGAAAGGUGUAACUCUACAGAAAUCUAUGAAGCCCUGCUCAUUUACACCAGCUCAGACUCGCCCAAUAUUUCCAACUUCUAUUUCAUCAAAAGAAACAAACACUUCAAAUUCAUAUUACCGUAAUUCCCUAGUUAGCAGGAAAAACUAGACAGGUACCAGUAACGUUACUGCACAGAUACCUACCAGCGAAGGAAACUAGAAAAGCUGGGAACGCCAAGCCACUACUGCUAUAACGUAGUGGGAUUGCAGAGAAAUGGCCACACCCAGGUUUGAUGAAGAAGAGAUCUAGGGCUUCAUUUCAUUCUAAUCACACCACAGCCUUUAAUGCAGAAGUUUUCAAAUUGUGGGGCAUAUCCCCCUGGGGGGCAUGGUGGAACAUUCAGUGGGGCUUGGGCCAGCACCGGGGGGGAUCGAGGAGGGAGUGCCACCUCCACCCCCUGACUCAUCCCAGCCAGCCUGUGGGUCAGCAUCAACAUCUGCACACCCAGUGCUGGCUCUGCCCCCAAGACCAUCGCGUGCACCUUUCUCCACCCCAAGGAGGGAGGGGCACGUAGUGGGGUGGACUAAAAAUUGUAACUCAAAGUGGAGGCUCAGCUCAAAACGUUUGAAAACCGCUGCUUUUAUGUCUUGCAGUCUCUCUCGUGGCUGUAUGUACACAUUGAAAAGGAGUGCUAUGUGGUGCUUUGUCCAUAAGAAGCUGCAGAGAGGAAGCAUAUUUAUAGAACAGAACCCUCUUCCCCUCUGAGAGGAAGGGUUUAGAUGUGUUACAAGACUGCUCCUGCCUGAUCUUGCAGAUGACUCAAUAAAACAUCAAUCCUGAA
Molecule: messenger RNA, 3191 nt
Organism: Mauremys reevesii (Reeves's turtle)
Lineage: Eukaryota; Metazoa; Chordata; Testudines; Geoemydidae
Gene: KCTD21
Product: potassium channel tetramerization domain containing 21
Exons: 4
Coding region: 551-1381 (276 amino acids)
Biological process (GO): protein homooligomerization; ubiquitin-dependent protein catabolic process
Molecular function (GO): histone deacetylase binding; cullin family protein binding
Source: RefSeq, a predicted model, not a curated record